This is a messenger RNA of Orbicella faveolata, 1644 nucleotides long. Its product is annotated as vesicle-associated membrane protein-associated protein A-like. Gene Ontology annotation, cellular component: endoplasmic reticulum membrane; plasma membrane. Lineage: Eukaryota; Metazoa; Cnidaria; Anthozoa; Scleractinia; Merulinidae. The record is from RefSeq and is a predicted model, not a curated record. Gene Ontology annotation, molecular function: FFAT motif binding. Gene Ontology annotation, biological process: endoplasmic reticulum membrane organization.
AUUGCAAAACCCAUUCGUCAUCGUUGAGUUGGCUGCCAUAUUGUUUGGGGUUUGGGGAGUAUUUUGUUGGAAAAUCGCCGUGGAUUUUUACGACUUUCCUCACUCCUGCGGUCCAUGAUUAGAAAUGGCGAAGGCAGAACAAGUGCUGAAGCUUGAACCAGCCACAGAAUUACGCUUUCGAGGAUCUUUCACAACAGUCGUCACAGCAAACCUUAAACUCACGAACCCCACAGAAAGGAAAGUAUGUUUCAAAGUAAAAACAACCGCUCCAAAGCGAUACUGUGUUCGUCCAAACAGCGGAUUUGUUGAACCUCACGGGGUUGUUGAAGUUGCGGUGAUGUUGCAGCCAUUUGAGUAUGAUCCAAAGGAGAAAAGCAAACACAAGUUUAUGGUUCAGACAAUGUUUGCCCCAGAAGGAGAAGUUGAUCAUGAAACACUGUGGAAAGAGGCUGACCAGAGUGCAUUCAUGGACUCCAAGUUGAAAUGUGUCUUUGACUAUGUGGAGGAGGGUGAAGCUAAACAUGUGGAGAAUGUGGGCACUAAUGAAAGUGAGAAUUUGAGCAAAGAACAGCCUCCUGUGGCUAAGACGUCCAAGACAGAAACUCUAGCAGUAGAGAGUACUGUGAUUGCACCUACUCAAAAUAGCUCUUAUGCUGAUCCAGGAGUGGAAGUUCCAACAUCAACAAAAUCAUUGCUGGAUUCUGAUGAAAGAAGAGUCAUGAAUGAGGAAAUAGAAAAACUGAAAACUGAAAAGACUAUUUUAAUGGCUGAGACAGUCCGGCUCAGGAAAAAUGUUGAUCAGCUGUCUUCCCCAGCAACGCAGGCGUCUUCAUCCAGUGUGUCCGUAGUCCCCACAGAAAACAGCAGUGUGAAUUUGCCACCAAUGACGAUAGCUUAUCUAAUCUUAGCUUUGAUAUUUGGAGUUGUCAUUGGUAAAUUUAUCGUCUAAAGGACAGUGACUCUUACGAGUUGUUUUAAACGGCCAGUUUUAGACCCUAAUCAACAGACCUGGAAAAGGAGUUUUCACCAUCGUAAAAACAAACACAGACUACAUGUGUUAGAAAUGCAGUUGACAUUGUGACUCAUCAAAAUUUGCGUUCAAAGUUACUUAGUAAAUUAAUUGGUGCUGAACACAAUAUUCUUCUGAUGAAGAAAUACAUUUUUUUCUUUUUCCAAUAUUAUUAUUCAUCAUCUUCGAUCGCUCAUGUACUCUUAUACAGCUGAUUUUAAAAACAGAAAUUAGUCGACCUCGAAUGAAAAGGGCCAAUUUGACGGCAUUGGUUUGUCGAGCAAGGAUAGUUGGUGUAGCCAAAAAUAAAUUUACCUUACAACUGAUGGGUCACAUCAAAAUGUAUUUUAUUUUAUUUUAUUUUAUUCUUGAGAUUGGAGCAUAAGUGACAUGAAAUUGUUACAGUGUAUCCGAGGCGAAUUUGGUUGAAGCCAGGAUAUUGUCCGCCGAUAAAGGGGCGGCUCUUUGUCCUAUUUUGUUUGCUUGCCAGCAUGUGAUAGCUUUGCUUGUCAGUAGUUUGGUAUAACAUCAGAAAUUCGUAUCUUGUCUGUCAGGCGGUAGACUGUAGAGAGGUUUCUACAUGUCUUGCAGAGGGAUUUUAACGUUAAUAAAUGUCUAAUGUUCUAAUGAUCAAA